ACCGACCCAAAACCCAAGAUCCCCGCCCGCCGCGUGGACGCAGCGAGUGGAGGAGCGGCGGCGCGCGGGACUGAGAUACCUAUCCCUUGCUCCAUUCCACGACGCCGCUUCUCCCUCGCUCUCCGUCUCCCAUUGCCUACAGUUGAGUAAAUCCAAUAGCCUGUCUCUAAUCGAUCGAUUCCAUUCCGGUCCUGUCUUAUCCUCCUCCAUUAUUAGUUCCCGAAGGAUCUUUCUCGGGACAGAAAAAGUGCGAGGCGGUCGGUCGAUCAAGCCCGAACACUUAGUUUUUGUGCGACCGAUCCUGCUUCUUCAAUAUUAAGCAAGGCAACUUGUGCCCUUCCUUUCUGUCAACACAAAUUUGUAGGUUUUCUUGAAUCAAGAAAGCUGUCAUUGCGAGUUCGUCCAGCAAGAUACUGAGGGUUCAACACAGUGGUGUGCUUUAGGUGAAGAUAUAUAGGUCGGCCAGGGAAUCUGAUGGCGUUUUCUUGUUCUAACUUUGGAUUGUAUAAUUCCACUUAUUUACAUGGUGAUGGCUCUGCUGGCAUCAAAUUUUGGAGUAGCCAGAGUAGGAAAGGAGGAGUCGAGGUUAGGGGAUUUGGGUUUGAAAGAAUUCCUGCUGCUGCUGAGUGCAGUUUGUUUUUGAAAACGACCACCUUUCCAGCUUCUUUUAGAGUUGAGAGAAGUGGAGGUGGUGUUUGCUCGAAGAAGAGGAAAUGGGGCUUUGAGAUCAGGAGUGAGUUGCAGCAUCCCAUCGAAGCAAAUUCCACGGAUACGUCAAUCACUAUUCCACAGGAGGGAGGUGAUGUCUCUUUAAAAAAGGAAGCUAGGGUUCUGGAAUCAAACGAUCAUCCAAACCUUGAUUUUGGAAAUGGAGGCAUGGAUCAUCCUGAUGGAUCUGGUGGUAAUGGAAAAUUUCCACCGGGCCGAUGGGGAGGUGAUGGUGGCAGAAAUGAUGGUGAUCACGAAAACAAUAACAGAGAAGAGGAUGAGUUUGGGCCAAUACUAAAGUUCAGUGAAGUGAUCAGAGAGGCAGAGAAGCAGGGGGCCAGUCUGCCUCCCGACAUGUUAGAAGCUGCAAAAACUGUAGGGAUCCAAAAAGUACUUCUUUUGAGAUACUUGGGAUUGCAGGCAUCAGCUUGGCCUCUAGGUUUUGCAAUGAAGUCCUGCUCACUCCUCCGGAACCGAAUGCUUGCUGAUCCAUCCUUCCUUUUUAAAGUUGGCACAGAGAUAAUUAUUGACUCUUGUUGUGCAACAUUUGCUGAAGUUCAAAAGAGGGGCAAGGAUUUCUGGGCAGAGUUUGAGUUGUAUGCUGCAGAUCUUGUGGUAGGUAUAGUUGUUAAUGUUGCUUUAGUGGGUAUGUUAGCACCAUACGCACGCAUUGGGCAGCCAUCUGCUUCACAAGGAUUUUUUGGAUGCAUAACACGAUCUUAUGGAGCUCUGCCUAGCAGUGUUUUUGAAGCUGAAAGACCAGGAUGCAAAUUUUCAGUUCAUCAACGGAUUGGAACUUACUUUUACAAGGGUCUUUUAUAUGGUUCAGUUGGAUUUGCAUGUGGUAUCAUAGGGCAAGGCAUUGCCAAUUUGAUUAUGACUGCCAAACGGAGUGUAAAGAAAUCAGAGGAAGAUAUUCCUGUUCCUCCUCUUGUUAAAAGUGCUGCUCUAUGGGGGGUGUUUCUUGCUGUUUCUUCUAAUACUCGCUACCAGAUCAUUAAUGGAUUAGAACGCCUGGCUGAGGCAUCACCUUUAGCCAGACGUGUCCCUCCUGUUGCAAUGGCUUUCACAGUCGGUGUUCGCUUUGCCAACAACAUUUACGGGGGAAUGCAGUUUGUGGAUUGGGCUAGGUGGAGUGGUGUUCAGUGAUGGGGAGUGUGCUCACGUUCCAUGCGAAGUAUAACCAGAUGCUAGUUUCUGAAUAAAUGCUCUUCCGUACGGCAGCUUCUUCGUGGAGAUGGAUGAUGAGAAAGUUGCGGCUUCAUCAUUUUCAUUUGUAGCCAAAAAGUAGAAUUGCUAGUCAUGCUGGUGUUACAAGUAUGCUUUUUAUCAUAACAAGUAUUAACAAUAUUCUUCAAAUUAUUGGUAAAAUCUUGAAUUAUUCGUCAUUUAUACAUUGACCGAGAUGUUCUCUGAAAAAUUCUCAGGCUAUUAAUUAAUUUAUGUACGUUUCAUGAAUCUUA
Molecule: messenger RNA, 2171 nt
Organism: Phoenix dactylifera (date palm)
Lineage: Eukaryota; Viridiplantae; Streptophyta; Magnoliopsida; Arecales; Arecaceae
Product: protein RETICULATA-RELATED 1, chloroplastic-like
Biological process (GO): plant organ development
Cellular component (GO): chloroplast inner membrane
Source: RefSeq, a predicted model, not a curated record